AUGGCUUCUACUAAGGGCGUCGCUCUGAUCACUGGCUCUUGCCAAGGCCUAGGAAGGGCUAUCGCCCUCAGGCUAGCAGAAGAUGGAUUCGACGUCUCUAUCAAUGACCUACCAUCGAAAACUAGGGAGCUUGAGGCCCUUGCAGCCGAAAUUAUCGCAAAAGGGAGGAGGCCGUGCGUCGUACUAGGAGACGUCUCGAUUGAAAGUGAUGUCAUAAGUAUCAUAGACAACACUGUUCACGAACUGGGGGCGUUGAACGUUAUGGUGGCCAAUGCUGGCGUUUGUACCUUCCGUAGCAUCUUGGACACUUCCACGGAUGAUUGGAAUCGUAUCUUUACGAUAAACGGACAGGGAACUUUCCUCUGCUACAAGUACGCUGCGAAGCAGAUGAUCAAACAAGGUAACGGCGGACGUAUUGUGGGCGCUUCUUCCAUUGCGGGGAAACAAGGUUAUAGCGAUUUAGCCGCUUAUAGUGCAUCCAAAGGUGCCAUCCACCUUUUCACACAAAGUGCUGCCCGAGAAUUCGGACCAUAUGGCAUCACAGUGAAUGCAUACGCACCUGGCCCUACUUACACUGAAAUGCUUACCGAUCUUGGUAAAUCUACAGGAGAUGAGAAGGGUUUUUACGAUGCGCAAAUUGCUAUGAGUGCCAGAGGACAGCUUCUGGAGCCUACUGACAUUGCUAGUAUCGUAUCUUAUCUCGUUUCUAGUGAAGCACGUCUCAUAACAGGUCAAAGCAUAUCAGUUAACUCUGGAUUGUUUUUCGAUUGA
This is a messenger RNA of Desarmillaria tabescens, 771 nucleotides long. Its product is annotated as acetoin reductase family protein. NCBI's taxonomy places the organism in Eukaryota, Fungi, Basidiomycota, Agaricomycetes, Agaricales, Physalacriaceae. The transcript has 10 exons. The record is from RefSeq and is a predicted model, not a curated record. The coding region runs from base 1 to 771 and encodes 256 amino acids. Gene Ontology annotation, molecular function: oxidoreductase activity, acting on the CH-OH group of donors, NAD or NADP as acceptor.